This is a messenger RNA of Annulohypoxylon maeteangense, 288 nucleotides long. RefSeq names its product small nuclear ribonucleoprotein E. The transcript is spliced from 3 exons. NCBI's taxonomy places the organism in Eukaryota, Fungi, Ascomycota, Sordariomycetes, Xylariales, Hypoxylaceae. Gene Ontology annotation, cellular component: U2 snRNP; U1 snRNP; precatalytic spliceosome. The record is from RefSeq and is a predicted model, not a curated record. Gene Ontology annotation, molecular function: RNA binding. The coding region runs from base 1 to 288 and encodes 95 amino acids. Gene Ontology annotation, biological process: spliceosomal snRNP assembly; mRNA splicing, via spliceosome.
AUGGCUGGUCGUGGCGGCGGCGGUGGGCGCAAGAUCUUGCUCCCACCUAUUAAUUUCAUCUUCAAGCUUCUCCAGACCCACGCGACCGUCAAGAUCUGGCUGUAUGAGCAAUUGUCAAUCCGAAUCGAGGGCAAGAUUAGAGGAUUCGACGAAUUCAUGAAUCUCGUUGUUGACGAUGCGGUCGAAGUUAAGCAGAUUACUAAGACAAACCCAGAGGAGAAGCGAAGGCCAUUAGGGCAAAUCCUACUCAAGGGAGACAAUGUAUCGUUGAUCCAGGAAGCUGUAUGA